UUUUUCCUGACUGUUUCUCCGGAGUCGAUCCUCAAGGUGGCAAAGCACGCUUCGGAAAACAACAAAAUCUUCUGCAUGAACCUCUCGGCACCGUUCAUCAGCCAGUUCUUUAAAGAGCCCCUGAUGAAGGUGAUGCCAUACGUUGACAUCUUGUUUGGCAAUGAAACGGAGGCGGCCACAUUUGCCAAAGAGCUGGGCUUUGAGACAGAUGACAUUGCGGUGAUUGCGCACAAGACCCAAAACCUCCCCAAGGAGAACAUAAAGAGGCAGCGAUUGGUGGUCUUCACCCAGGGCAAAGACGACACCGUCGCUACUGUUGGUGACAAAGUGACCAUGUUUCCUGUUUUGGACAUCGACCAGAAUGACAUUGUGGAUACCAACGGAGCAGGGGAUGCUUUUGUUGGAGGAUUCCUGUCUGCGCUGGUCCAAGAACAGUCACUGGAGGAGUGCAUCCGGGCCGGACAUUACGCAGCCAACGUAAUCAUCAGACGGGUCGGAUGCACCUUCCCAGAGAAACCGGAUUUUCACUAAUGGAUCCGAACUUCCAUUCCCACAAGAUGCUUACUGUACUCUUCAGGGUUUUACUUGCAUUUUUUUCUAUUUCCUUUGACUGACAUUAUGAGACUAAUUGCUGCAGCUUGACUGUUUAAUCAAGCUAUAAUAUGCAACUGAGAUAUUGUAAUGCAGAUCAAACAAGCUACUAGCAUCACUAGGUGUUUAUGUGAAAAGACGCAUUUUGGCAGAAACUGCGAUUUGAGAAUCAAAAACUGAAUGUCUGGAUAGUUGACAAUAAGUUUGAAUCAGUAACAUAGAUUCUAUUAUGGUCUGUCAUCCAUCAUCGUGAUGCACAGACUUGAAGGUGGUUUACAAAAUAAUAUAAAUGUAUAGAAGAACCUGAUCAAUGCCUCCAAAGUGCGUCAUACUGUGGGAACAUCUCAAGAGUUUCUUUGUAGAGUGGUUCUAAAAAUGUUGUUUCUUGCACCCUUAUUUCACCAACCUGUGACCACAAAAUGCUAAGGAACAAACAGCCGUAAGAUCCACUUCCAACUAUUGCUCAGUAAUUUUAUGUACAGUUAUAUUUGCCAGUAUAUCUUCUGUCUUUGAGUUUUUGAGUCAUGAGGAGGUAAUAGUUAUGCAGAAGAGGUAUAUUUACAGUCCUCUCCACAUUCAUUGGCCCCCCUGGUGAAAAGUUGUAAAGCCCCUUGAAAUAAAUGUAUUGCAGUAGCAUAAUCUCACACAAUAUCCCACCCUAAAUUCACUGAGUUACUGUCUUGUGAACCAUUUUUUGUUGAUUUUGGCUGUGCUGUGUAUGGAUGUACUGCUAAAAGACCCAAUGUCUAUCAAUUUUCAGUUGUCUGGCAGAGCCCCCAGAUUUCUGUGUAGAAUUCCCCGCCUGAUAUUUCAAGGAGUUUAUGAUUUUCAUCCACUCUAACAAGGUUAACGCCAGGGUAACAGGAAGGCUUGGAUAGCUAAUUAAAAGUUUAAAAGCAUAAAUUGGAAAAAAAAAUAUAGAAAUGUUUACAUGUACCGAUAGGUCUGGCACUGCUGAUUUUUUUUUUUUUUUAAACAAAUAUUCCCCAACAUUGGACAUGUUUUUAACUGCUGAACAAAUGUACUGAAAUUAAAGAUUGAGAUUUUUUUUAUGUCGCAGUGUAAGAUUAUGCUGCUGCAUCAACAGA
This is a messenger RNA of Fundulus heteroclitus (mummichog), 1679 nucleotides long. RefSeq names its product adenosine kinase. Gene Ontology annotation, biological process: purine ribonucleoside salvage. NCBI's taxonomy places the organism in Eukaryota, Metazoa, Chordata, Actinopteri, Cyprinodontiformes, Fundulidae. Gene Ontology annotation, cellular component: cytosol; nucleus. Gene Ontology annotation, molecular function: adenosine kinase activity. Bases 76 to 531 code for a protein of 151 amino acids. The record is from RefSeq and is a predicted model, not a curated record. The transcript has 5 exons.